UUCAUAGUUUCACUGUUCAUACUUGAAAGUUUAUAAAUUCAAGAUUGAGAAUAACUCUUAAGACGUAUUAUGUGUUAAGCACAGUUUUCUAUACAAAUUACAAGUUAUAUAAUGUUUAUAAGCAGUUAUAAUUUGUUGUUAUGUUGUAUAUUAAUGUAAUAUGAAAUUAACAUUAAUUCGUUAAUGCAUUAUGGAGUCCUCAAUACCUAACAGUAGUUCGAGUUCAUUUAAAUGUGUUACUUUAAAUUAUGAAAUGGAUAGUUCCAAUGAAGAUAUUGAUCAACAAAUUCUACGAGAAGCUGGAGAACAAACUAUUAGUGCAGAAUGGUCGGCUACAGUAUCUGCAUUAAGUUCAUCAGACACAACUUCAAGUAAUACCUAUAUUAAUAUUGAGACAUUAAAAGAGUGUUGUGCUAAUCCUUCUGAUACUCUUAAAGAUAAAGAAGAUUUUAUGGUUUUUGAAUCUUCUUCUACUGCUAUAAAUACAUCAAAGUUCAAUGCCAAUGACACAAAAUGUCAUUCAGAAUGUAAAACCACAGCAUUUCAAAAAAAACACAAACCAAUUUCUCAAAAUUUUAGUCGUGUGUUUGAGAAUGUUUUAAAUGACGAUAGUCAGAUGGAGAUAACUCAGAAUAGUAUUUGUUUAAAUCGCUUUCAAAAGCGUAAGAGAUUGAUACCUCCUAAUGAUGAAGAUUUUAUUGAAAUUAAUAAUUCUAAUUACAGUGGAUUUGAUAAUGUGGAAAUUAGUAUGAUGAAAUCUCCAAAAUUUUGUUUUUCCAAAAAAAAAAAGGACCAUAUUGAUAUACCAGAUUAUAAUUUAUCUGCCACAGAGAGUGUUUCAAUUGCUGAUGAUACUUAUAUAUCUAAAAUAAAAGAAAAUAUCACAAAUUCGCCUCUUGUUGUAGAUGAUAGUUCCAUCAAUAUCAUGGAUGAAUCCAAAGCAGAAGUCCUUACACAAAAAUUUAGCCGCAAAACUAUUAAUGUACCUGAUACUGCAUUUGAUAAUAUUAUUAAUGAUUCAAGCAUGACAUCCGAUAUUGCACUCAAUAACAAAAGGACAUCCUUGAAUGAAAUCUCAGUGUCAAAUGUUAAUAAUACUCCAUUGUUUAGUAAAACAAGUCUGUCAAAUUUAAAUCAUACUUAUGAUGUAUCUAUUAAUACUAAUUAUACUACAGUUGAAAAUUCAAUUUCUGGUGAUGUUAAUAUACCUAGAGUAAAACAAAAUAUUGUUUUUAAAAAACCAUCAAAUUCAUCUGUUUUUGUAAAUGACAACUCCAACAAUAUGGAUGUAUCCAACAUGGAAGUUUUUGCACACAAGUUCAACAGAAAAACAAUUGAUAUAACUAAUUCUGCAUUUGAUAAUAUUAUUAAUGACUCAAGCAUGACAUCUGAUAUUGCACUCAAUAACAAAAAGACAUCCUUGAAUGAGAUCUCAAUGUCAAAUGUUAAUAAUACUCCAAUGUUUAGUAAAACGAGUCUGUUAAAUUUAAAUCAUACUUAUGAUGUACAUAUUAAUACUGAUUCUACUACAUUCAAAGAUUCAAUUUCUGAUGAUGCUGAUAUACCUAGAGUAAAACAAAAUAUUGUUUUUAAAAAACCAUCAAAUACAUCUAUUCUUUUAAAUGACAGUUCCAAUAGUAUUGAUGUAUCUAACACUGAAGUUUUUACACACAAAUUCAACCGAAAAACAAUUGAUGUAGCUGACUCAGUAUUUGACAAUAUUAUUAAUGAUUCAAGUAUUAUAACAGACAAUACACUAAAUAACAAAGAUACAUCCUCAAAUGAGACAUUAGUGUGUAAUGUUCAUGAUACUCCAGGGUUCAGUAAAAUAGACAUAUCUAAUUUAAACCAUACCUAUGAUAUACCAACAAAUAUCAAUACUUCUAAAAUUGAUAUUUAUAUUACUGGUAAUAAUAACAUAACUAAAGAAAAACAAAAUGCUGAACUUAAAAAAUCUUCAAAACCAUCUUUUGUUGUUAAUAAUUGCUCAAAUAGUGUCAUGGAUAUAUCCAAUACAGAAGUUUUUACUCACAAGUUCAGCCGAAAAAUAAUUGAUGUCACUAAUUCUGUAUUUGACAAUAUUAUUAAUGAUUCAAGCAUUAUUUCUGAUGUUACACUCAAUAACAAAAAAGUGUCCUUAAUUCAGACGUCAGUGUCAAAUGUAAAUAACACUCCAGUUUUUAAUACAAUGGACAUUUCUAAUUUAAAUCAUACCUAUGAUAUACCUAUAAUUAACAAUACUACUCUUUUGGAUAAUGUUGUUGAAAAUGAUAAAAGUAUGUCUGAAACUCCCAUUUCACUUAAAUACAAUACACCCAAAAGCCUUAAUCUAUUACCAUUAAAAUUUAAUUUUAGUAAUAAAAUUGGUCGUCAUAGUCUUAGUUAUCAAGAAAAAUGUACAAGCUUUGAUGGAGUAAAAAAACACAACAUUUCAUUAAAUACUGAUUUUAUUGAAUACACUGGAAAUAAAUCCAAUACUUUUAAUAAAUCAGGUGGUAAUAAUAAUGUGAACAUAGAUACACAUUUUCAUACUUCUAAAAUUCUAGAAACCAACAAAAGUUCUCAGGAAAAACGACCACUUGACGAUUCAUUAUUAACUAAUAAAUUAAAUCAAGAACCACUUAAAUUGAAGUGCUCAAUUAGUUUAAAUUCAAAUAAUAAGGAUUUAUUAUUACCAAAUACUACAAAAUUAUUAGAAAGUAAUGAAUUUCAGAAAAAUCAAUCCAAAAAUUCAAUAAGUUCUAAUUAUUCAAGUAAUGAAGGUUUAACAUUAUUAAAUUCUACCACUGGAUUAUUGGAAAGUUGUAGUUCAUUAAGAAAACAGUCAAGGUUAUUGACAUCUAAAGAUUCAAAACGUUCUAUUUCAAAUAAUAACACUUUUAAUUCAACUAUGGAAUCAUUAGACAGUAAUGAAUCCCAGAAAACUCAAUCAAAAGAUUCAAUAAUUUCUACUUCGAGUAAUGAAAGUUUAUCAUUAACAAAUUCUACUAUUGGAUUCUCAGAAAGACGUAGUUCGUCUAGAAAUAAAUCAUCAUUGACAUCUAAACAUUCAACAAGUGUUAUUUCAAACAAUGACAGUUUGACAUUAAAUACUACUAUGGAAUCAUUAGAAAGUAAUGAAUCUCAGAAAACACAAUCAAAGCGUUCAAUUAGUAAUUCUUCAGAUAAUGAAAGUUUAAAAUCAACAAAUAGACGUAGUUCGUCUAGAAAUAAAUCAUCAUUGACAUCUAAACAUUCAACAAGUGUUCUUUCAAACAAUGAUAGUUUAACAUUAUUAAGUACCACUGUGGGAUCAUUAGAAAGUAAUGAAUCUCAGAAAACACAAUCAAAGCGUUCAACUAGUCCUUCUUCAGAUAAUGAAAGCUUAUCAUUAACAAAUUCUACUAUUGGAUUCUCAGAAAGACGUAGUUCGUCUAGAAAUAAAUCAUCAUUGACAUCUAAACAUUCAACAAGUGUUAUUUCAAACAAUGACAGUUUGACAUUAAAUACCACUAUGGAAUCAUUAAAAAAUGAUGAAUCUCAGAAAACACAAUCAAAGCGUUCAACUAGUCCUUCUUCAGAUAGUGAAAGCUUAUCAUUAACAAAUUCUACUAUUGGAUUCUCAGAAAGACGUAGUUCGUCUAGAAAUAAAUCAUCAUUGACAUCUAUACAUUCAACAAGUGUUAUUUCAAACAAUGACAGUUUGACAUUAAAUACCACUAUGGAAUCAUUAAAAAAUGAUGAAUCUCAGAAAACACAAUUAAAGCGUUCAAUUAGUCCUUCUUCAGAUAAUGAAAGUUUAAAAUCAACAAAUAGACGUAGUUCGUCUAGAAAUAAAUCAUCAUUGACAUCUAUACAUUCAACAAGUGUUAUUUCAAACAAUGACAGUUUGACAUUAAAUACCACUAUGGAAUCAUUAAAAAAUGAUGAAUCUCAGAAAACACAAUUAAAGCGUUCAAUUAGUCCUUCUUCAGAUAAUGAAAGUUUAAAAUCAACAAAUAGACGUAGUUCGUCUAGAAAUAAAUCAUCAUUGACAUCUAAACAUUCAACAAGUGUUAUUUCAAACAAUGACAGUUUGACAUUAAAUACUUCUAUGAAAUCAUUAGAAAGUAAUGAAUCUCAGAAAACACAAUCAAAGCGUUCAAUUAGUCCUUCAUACAAUGAAAGUUUAAAAUCAACAAAUUCUACUACUGGAUUCUCAGAAAGGCGUAGUUCGCCUAGAAAUAAAUCAUUACCAUUGACAUCUAAACCUUCAACAAGUGUUAUUUCAAAUAAUGACAGUACAACAUCAUUAAAUUCCACUACAGGAUUAUCAGUAAAUGGUAGAUCGGCUAAAAUUCAAUCUAAACAUUUAAAAAGUACUACUUUAAAUAUUGAAGAUUUAUCAACUUUGAAUACCCCUACUGGAUCAUUAAAACAAAAUGUGUCAAAACAAACAAGCAAUUUUCUGAGUAAUGUUGCUCCAAUUAUUAUUGAUGGAUUAACCAAUAUUGAUGAUUUAACAAUUAGGAAUACUACUGCUGAACCUUUUGAACAAAAUGUAAUAUCAAUACAUCAAUCAAAUUCUUCAUCAAAUAUUUCUAUAAAAACGUCCACUAAUAGAUUAAUAGUAGAAGAUGAUACAAAUUAUACUAAUAAAAUACAUAGUUUAUCAUCAAAACAAGAAAACCAUUUGCAUAAUAAUAUUGAUCAAGUAAAUCCAAAUAUUACAGAUGGCUCAGUGGUGGAAAAUAGAUCAUCUAAGAUAGUAUUAAGAUCUUCUUUAGGUAUUAAUAAAAAUAAGUCUUUAUUAACUAGAUCGUUAAAGUCAAAUAAUAAUGUAAAUAAGUUAUCUACGAGUUCAACUAGAACUUCAAAAAGUGUAGUUAAUUUUAAUGAUGAAAGUUUUAAUAAUAAUUCUGAUAAUUCAUUAUUUUGGACAACGUUACCUGAUGAAACCACAAGCAUAUCAAAUACCCAAAAUGAUGUAAGUGUGAAUACGUUUCAAACACCUAAAAGUAAUAAAUUAAUUAUUACAGAAAAUAUAGUCAACACAAUUAAAAUCAUGUCUACAAAUAAACAAAAAUCUACUCAUCCUGGUGCUUUUGAACUUGAUGAUCAUAAUGAUGGACCAUUAACAAGAUCAUUUGUAACACGUUCAUGUAACCGUAGUCCUUCAAUUCUAACUUUAGUUUUCGGUGGACAAAAAAUUUCUGAAUCAACGUCAUCACUCACACAUUCUCUCUCUGAAACUAUUGUUGAUCAAUCACAGAUUGAAGAAAAUAUAAAACAAAAGUUCAAAUCACUGUAUAAGAAAGAAUCAUGGAUUACAAAACGUCUUUACAAAUUCUUAAUUAUUAAACUGCAACCAAAUUAUAAUAUAUAUUCGGUGAAGUAUGCAGAAAAGUUUGUCAAAUACCUAGCAAUGCUUUUAAAACAAAUUUAUAAUGAUAAAGUAAAUUUACAAUUGUAUACAGACAUGUUGAGAUACCACAUGGCAAGAUAUGGAAUCAUCAGAAAUACAUUUGAUUACUUAGGGUUUUUGUCUGAUUACAUACCAAUGGCUUAUUAUAAAAAAUUAGUUCCUGGGUGGAACCUUGAAACUUCAGCAGUCAAAUUUGAUCCACAAAAAUAUUAUAUUCCCCUCAUGGAUGAUGAAGAAUUCUUAAAUUAUAUUAUGAAACACCUAAAAGAAGCUUAGUCAAACCCAGUUUACCUAUUAAUAAAAAAAAAAUACAUUAAAUUGGUGUUAUUUGUAUAUUAUA
Rhopalosiphum maidis (corn leaf aphid) is the source of this 5723-nucleotide messenger RNA. RefSeq lists its product as uncharacterized. Lineage: Eukaryota; Metazoa; Arthropoda; Insecta; Hemiptera; Aphididae. The record is from RefSeq and is a predicted model, not a curated record. Bases 191 to 5659 code for a protein of 1822 amino acids. The transcript is spliced from 3 exons.